AUGAGCAGUAGUGAACGUUCUAGUUCAUCCUCAGGGCGUCAGCGUAAUGCUCACUUUGCUGAUACUGUAGAUGAUCAGCAACAGCAACAACGCUUGUUAGUACCAUCUCUUCAGAUCCCUGAAGAUCAAUCUAGUGCAACAAUUGAAGUACCACUGGUUAAGCGUGUAGAAACAGUUAUUCCAGAUAUUGAAGUUAAAGAAGUUGUUAGAACAGUACCACGUGUAAUCCCUGAAUAUAGAGAAAAGGUUGUUGAAGUGCCAGUAAUUAAGACGGUUGAGAAGAUAGUUGAAGAGCCAGUGGUUAGAUAUAAUGUGAAGUACAUACCUAGAGAAGAGAUUAUCGAGAAAGUUGUGACUAAACCAGUGAUUGAGUAUAAAACUGUAGAGAAAGUGGUGGAAAAAGUUACCUAUGUUGAGGAACCAGAAGCUUCAACAAUUAAUCCACCUGAAUCUUUACCAAUAUUCCCUCCUAAUUCUAUACCAGCUGAUGGGCAGACAGUUGUAAGUAUAACUAGAGUGCCAGUUGGUGAUGCUGUACCUUCACUUAUUGAACUUCCAGUACCAUACAUGGUUCCAAAGCCAUUCAUAGUUCCUAUACAGGUCCCAGUACUUGAAUUCCGAGACCAUUAUGUCCCAAUACCAGUCAGGAAACGUGUAGUUCCUAAGUUCAAACUGACUGAAGAAGUUUAUGAAGUUGAAUGUCUUAGAGAAGUUCCAUAUUUCGUUUAUGAGGAUAUUAUUAAACCCAUACCAGUUGAUGUAGAGUUUGGGAAAUGUGAAAAAGAAAUGGAUGUUCAUUUAAUGAACCCAGCCGAAUUAUCACAAGCAGAUUUUCAUGCAAUGUGGAUGAGAGUUAAUGCUGAUUUAUUAGAGGAAAGGAGAAUAUUGGUUGGUGAGAUGGAAAUAGAUAGGAUGAUAACUCCCUACAGAGAAGCUAUGGAUGGUAUAAACUCUAAUGAAGAACCUAGCUUAGAACGUAUGCAAAGCUUUGAAAGACAGAUGAAUUUACAAAGACAAUUAUGGGAUCCAUUACCAAUGUCUCCUGGUAAUCCAUUGAUGAUGACAUAUUUACAAAAUCAGUGGAUAUUAACACCGACAAUACAGAUUCAAGAUAUGUAUACACAGGAAUUUUUCAUGUUACAGCAACAAGCUGUUUAUAAUCUAGUAACUGGGGCACCACAACAAGUUAAUCUAGCUCCUCAUCAAAUUUCCUUAUGUGGCUGCGAAGCAGCAGCAGGUAUUGUAGAUAUUGAAUCUUUACCACCUGGAGCUCAAAAUCUAAUAAAAGGUCUUGAAUCAAAAGAAAUUGCGAGUGUUGAUGCAUUAGGACCAAUGGAUCAAACCCCUAUCGUAACAUAUCCAAUACAACAAUGCAUCCCAAUGGCUGUACUUGGUGCUGCUCCACUUAGCUUACCUCAUGAUAUUGUACCAAUUAAACCUGAGCCCAUCGAUAUUUCUCAACAAGAAGAAUAUUCUCUAGCAUCAAUAUGCUGUAAUCCAAGGGAACAAGUUGAAUAG
Cryptosporidium muris RN66 is the source of this 1518-nucleotide messenger RNA. RefSeq lists its product as uncharacterized. The record is from RefSeq and is a predicted model, not a curated record. Lineage: Eukaryota; Apicomplexa; Conoidasida; Eucoccidiorida; Cryptosporidiidae. The coding region runs from base 1 to 1518 and encodes 505 amino acids. The transcript has a single exon.